GUUCACUUUCCUUGCAUCCAACUUUUCUUUUGCUUAUCAUUCAAAGAAAGUCGCACUUUUAAUUACUACUCCUUUAUCUCCUCUUGAAGACUAGCAUUAGUAUAAAAAAGCCCUCCAUAAAUAAGGUCACAAGAAAAUACGACUAAAAUUCUAAACCAUACCAAAUAUGAAGGGUAACAAAACCAACAAUCUUAAUUCCAAUCAACCAUGGCUUAUAGCCAUAGCAAUAUUAUUAGGUAUCAUCACGGGUGCCCUUUUAGUGUCAGCUUUUAUGGGCCCCAACUGUAAAUUACCUGAAAAACUUUCUCUCUCCUCCACAUCACCUAUUAGAUCGUCUGCCACUUCAUCAAGUGGCAGGUCGAUUCAAUCAAAAGCCAUCCUUCACUAUGCAACAUCAAAAAUAAUCCCACAACAAACAUUAGAGGAAGUUACGGAAUCAUUUAACGUUCUCCAAUCCAAAAGUCCAUGUAACUUCUUAGUAUUUGGGUUAGGUUAUGAUUCCCUGAUGUGGGCCGGGCUUAACCCAGAUGGAACUACUCUAUUUCUAGAGGAAUCCCCUGAAUGGGUUAACAUAGUGUUAAAAGAUGCACCAUAUUUAAACGCGAAAACGGUGCCGUAUAGAACACAACUCAAAGAUGCUGACCGAUUACUUGAAAGUUACCGGAAAAACCCAAGCUGUGACCCCACCACUACAUUAAAGGGUAACCGGGAAUGCCCAUUAGCAUUGGAUAAUCUACCGGAAGAAGUGUAUGAAAGAGAAUGGGAUAUGAUAAUGAUAGAUGCUCCAAGAGGAUACGGGCCGGAUCAUCCGGGUAGAAUGGCGGCCGUAUUUUCAGCUGCAGUAAUGGCACGUGCGAGAAAACAUGCGGGGAAUACGCACGUGUUCUUGCAUGAUGUUGAUCGGAAUGUGGAAGAGAGUUAUGCUAAGGAGUUUUUGUGUGAGAAAUAUAGAGUUGGGGCUGUUGGAAGAUUGUGGCAUUUUGAAAUCCCACCAUCAACAAAUGGUGGUAAAAGUUUUUGUUAGCCAAUUAAAUUAAAGAUUUACUGGGUGUUUGGUAAAUGACUUAUAAUCGAUAGUUUAUAGUUGAUUACAAUGGCUGAUUUAACCAACUGAUUUCGAACCCGCUGCUACGAGCAACUUGUCUAAAAACAGCUUAAUCAUAUAAAUAAAUUGUUUGAAAUAGCAAGUUUAGCAAAUAUUAGCUUGAAUUAGCUGGUUUGACCACUAAACUCUAUAUUAUAUCAAAAUAAGUUAAAAUUGCUCAAUGAGUUAUUUUGCCAAACACCCCUUAAGUAAAUAUCUUGAAUAAUUAAUGUUUUUGUAUCAUUGAAUUUGCUAUAGUCGUUAUAAAAUGAUAUCACAUUCAAAGUAUAAAUAUAGUAAAUUUAAUGGGAUGAAGGGAUAUGUUUACAAGAUUUUGAAGGUGUUUGACAAAAGAUUGAUAGCUUAUAGUUGAUACCUGAUUAGAGUGACUGAUUUGACCAGCUAAUUUUAUUAACUGGUUUGACCAGCUGAUUUUGAACUCGUUGCUAUAAGCAACUUGUUCAAAAAAACUUAUUUGUAUCAAUAAGCCAUUUGAACCAACUAAUUCACCAAACACUAGUAUAAGUUGUUUUGACCACCUAGUCCUUUAUUUAUAUCAAAAUAAGCUAAAAUUGUUCAAUAAACUACUUUGCCAAACACCCCCUUUAUGUCUUUUAAUUAGGACUAUUUUGUUGGAAAUAUUUCACAUGUGAUACAAGAUCCCACAUUGAUAAAAUAGUAGGUUGUGGACUUGCAUAUAUAUUGGGUGGGCUAAUCCUCCUAUUACCAUAUGGUUUUGGGAAACAAUAAACCUCAUCAAGUGUAUGUGUAAGUUAACGCUUUUGACCCGUGGGUUUAUGGGCCCGAGCUCAUGGAUGUCCCGUGUCCACAUGAGUGGACUACGGUGAGAUUAUGUGACGAAUUGUUACGGCAUAAUAUAUUUUCAGUAUUGUUAAUGAGAUUUUGGUGACAUAUGUUGAACUUGAUUAUCAGGUUCUAAAUAGCAAGAAAGUAAUAUUGAAAUCUAAGAGUUUUAAGAACAUGGAACAUAAGAUGGUUAUCAGUAUCACUUGUGUUUUUUUGUUUUUACAUUCCAAUGUAUAAUCUUUAUUUAUAUUAAAUUUCCAAUUAAAAAUUGACAAAUUUC
This is a messenger RNA of Amaranthus tricolor (Joseph's coat), 2171 nucleotides long. Its product is annotated as probable methyltransferase At1g27930. The record is from RefSeq and is a predicted model, not a curated record. The transcript has a single exon. The coding region runs from base 167 to 1024 and encodes 285 amino acids. Gene Ontology annotation, biological process: xylan biosynthetic process. NCBI's taxonomy places the organism in Eukaryota, Viridiplantae, Streptophyta, Magnoliopsida, Caryophyllales, Amaranthaceae.